AUGCAGAACGUCUCCUCACACAAGCACUUCAUCCUCACUGGUUUUCAAGAACUCGGAGAACUGAGGCCGGUCCUCUUCGUCCCGUUCUUCCUCAUGUUCAUCGUGGCUCUGCUGGCCAACUCCCUGCUGGUGUAUGUUGUCAUUUCUCAGAGAAGCCUUCAUCAGCCCAUGAGCAUCCUCAUCGCCGGCAUGGCGUGUGUUGAUCUCUGCCUCCCAGUGUUCUUUGUCCCCAACAUGCUGCUGAGCUUCCUGUUUGACUGGAAGGGGAUCUCUCUGAUUGGCUGUCUGGUUCAGAUGCACUUCAUUCACUUCUUUGGAUCUUUUCAGUCCACCUUCCUGGUCUGGAUGGCUCUGGACCGAUACUUUGCCAUUUGCACGCCUCUCUGCUACCAUGAACUGAUGUCGCUGCAGAGAUUCCUGAAGUUUAUCAUCCCGCUCGCUGUCAGAAACAUGCUGCUCAUCACUCUGUUUGUGAGUUUGGCAGGAAAGCUGUCGUUCUGCAGUAAUGUGAUGAACCACUGUUUCUGUGAGCACAUGGCCUUGGUGGAGCUGGCCUGUGGGAGCACCAACAUCAACAACCUUGUAGGUUUGAUUGCCGUCUUCCUCAUCCCUGUAUUUGACUUCUUGUUUAUUGCGGCCUCCUACAUUUUCAUAUUCCGCUCCCUGUUGAGGUCGAGUACCACCAGCGUCAAAGGCCUACACACCUGCAUCACUCAUGCAAUAGUGAUCACUCUCAGUUUAACAGUGGCGCUUAUUGCUUUUCUCUCAUAUCGGAUUAAGAACGGCCUCCCUGCAGCCACCCGGGUUUUCUUCAGCACCAUGUAUCUGUUGUUUCCCAGCUGCUUCAACCCGAUCAUCUACGGCAUCAGAACCACUGAGAUCAGACAGCAAAUGCAGAAGACGCUGACCAGACAGCGGCGGCUCUCAGGC
Molecule: messenger RNA, 930 nt
Organism: Fundulus heteroclitus (mummichog)
Lineage: Eukaryota; Metazoa; Chordata; Actinopteri; Cyprinodontiformes; Fundulidae
Product: olfactory receptor 52K1-like
Exons: 2
Biological process (GO): G protein-coupled receptor signaling pathway
Cellular component (GO): membrane
Molecular function (GO): olfactory receptor activity; G protein-coupled receptor activity
Source: RefSeq, a predicted model, not a curated record